AUGGCUUUUCCACGGAGAAUGUCGCGGCUAGUUCUGCUUACUGGCAUCGCGCUGGUCGUCAUGCUGGUAAUGCACCUCUUGCCAGGCGAAGGAUCCCCUUCACCAUUGCGGUCGCAACAGGCGCCGGCCUCACAACAGCAACCUGUAGCUGCUCCUGGAGAUCGGGGGUCCAAGUCACCAUCACAAGAUGAUGCAGCUUCGUCACCAUCAAAGCCGAAGUUCGAUUGGUCCAAGGCGAAACAAUUCCAUCCUCCCGGAUCGAUCAAGCCUAUGCCAACGGGUGCCCCACGAAAGAUGGGACGAGUCCAAGCACCGAACGACGCCUUCGCCCAUACAGACGAGACGAAAAAGCGGCAGAGAGUUGUGCGUGAUACGUUCAAGAGGAGCUACAAUGCGUACAGAACAUAUGCUUGGAUGAAGGACGAGCUCACACCUGUAUCUGGUGGCUUCAAGAAUCCAUUUGGAGGCUGGGCCGCCACCUUGGUUGAUGCGCUUGACACACUUUGGAUCAUGGACCUGCGCGAUGAGUUUCGGGAAGCAGCCAAGGCCGUGAGUGGUAUUGACUGGUCCGUUACAGAGGACGGUGCCGCGAAUAUGUUUGAAACCACCAUUCGACACCUCGGCGGUUUACUCAGUGCCUAUGAUCUCAGCGGCGACAAAGCUUUGCUGAACAAGGCUGUCCAACUAGGCGAGAUGUUAUAUCACGGCUUCGAUACACCCAACCGACUCCCCGGUUUCUGGUUCAACUACAAAGAAGCCCAAAAGGGUGAAUUAGUCGCCGGGACAAAUGAUCCCUCUGCAUCACCAGCCUCUCUUUGCGUCGAAUUCACCCGCCUUUCCCAAAUCACAGGCGACCCAAAGUACUAUGACGCUACAGACCGCGUAACACGCUUCCUGGAAAAGACUCAAAACGACACUGCUCUCCCCGGCAUGUGGCCCGUCUCGCUCGACUUUCGCAACCAAGCAGCGCGGGGCACCCACUUCACCCUCGGCGCACUCGCCGACUCCCUGUACGAGUAUUUCCCCAAAAUGCACGCUCUCAUGGGCGGCAUUGACCCUGUCUACGAGCAAAUGUACCGAACAGCCAUGGACACUGCCAGCGAAAACCUCUUGUUCCGCCCAAUGCUCCCCAAUGAGAACGAUGUUCUCUUUUCCGGCGACUACCAAGCCAGCAGUGCUGAGAAACUCGUCCCCGAAAGCCAACACCUCACCUGUUUCGUAGGAGGCAUGUUCGGUCUCGGCGGCCGCCUAUUCAACAUCGACGAACACGUCUCCCUAGGAGAACGCCUCGCCCGAGGCUGUGGUUGGGCAUACAGCGCUUUCCCAACAGGUGUGAUGCCCGAAAUCUUCAGGCUCAUCCCCUGCAAAGACAUGAAGAAAUGUCCCUGGGACGAAGCAAUCUGGAACAAGCAGGGGGCUAAACACCUCCCCAAGGGAUUUGCCGACGCCAGAGAUCCGCAGUACCAGUUGCGCCCAGAGGCAAUCGAGAGUAUCUUCAUAUUGUACAGAAUCACAGGAAAGAAGGAGCUGCAGGACAUUGCAUGGGACAUGUUCCAGGCGAUUCUGACCUCCACAGAGACCAAGUUUGCAUAUUCGUCGAUUUCGGACGUCACGACAAAGGGGAAGACGAAAAAGGUUGAUUCAAUGGAGAGUUUUUGGCUAGCCGAGACACUCAAGUAUUUUUAUCUCAUCUUUUCGCCACCAGAUUUGAUAAGUUUGGACGACUAUGUGCUUAAUACGGAAGCACAUCCUUUGAAAAGACCCGCUACGAGUACAUAA
Pochonia chlamydosporia 170 is the source of this 1779-nucleotide messenger RNA. Its product is annotated as glycosyl hydrolase family 47 protein. Bases 1 to 1779 code for a protein of 592 amino acids. Gene Ontology annotation, biological process: carbohydrate metabolic process; N-glycan processing. Lineage: Eukaryota; Fungi; Ascomycota; Sordariomycetes; Hypocreales; Clavicipitaceae. The transcript has 2 exons. The record is from RefSeq and is a predicted model, not a curated record. Gene Ontology annotation, molecular function: calcium ion binding; mannosyl-oligosaccharide 1,2-alpha-mannosidase activity. Gene Ontology annotation, cellular component: endoplasmic reticulum; Golgi membrane.